This is a messenger RNA of Xyrichtys novacula (pearly razorfish), 11513 nucleotides long. NCBI's taxonomy places the organism in Eukaryota, Metazoa, Chordata, Actinopteri, Labriformes, Labridae. The record is from the annotation of a GenBank genome assembly.
GGGCAGACAGGGCUGGGAGCAGCCCCCGGUUAAGUAGCAGAUUGUGUGGAGACUCUCCCCACUUGGAAAGAGGCUCGCCGGCGCGUCUGGGAAACAAAAACCCGCGGAGCUCUCCGUCUCCAACACCGGACCACCUCAUACUCCCUUUUCUCAGGUUGGAGGUCAACGAAGAGACUUAAACCUGUUUUUUAUUUUUCAAUCUUGAACCACACCAAAGAAAUUCAACCGUCUCCCCUUUAGGUCAGUCCUGCAUGAUGUUUUUUUUAUUUUUGCAGUGUGGCAAACAUUAACUCUGUUCCAGGCAUUAAUAUCACAUAGACUGCAUUUUUUAUUGCAUUUCUUAAAACUAUGUGUAUCUCCACAUUGCAAACCUUUGUGAUCUUUGUCAUAUUCCAUCCAAUUUGCACCGGAAUAUAUCCAGAUACCUGUGGACUACCUCUUUGGAGUUCUGUGCGUAAUUGCGCACGGCACCAGGAUUUUAACGUCGAUAAAUGUGGACUGUGGAAAUAUUGCAUCUCCUGUAUACCGGUGAUAUGUCAUCUGCAGGGAUUUUAAUUUCUAAAGCGGACGUUUUGCGGUUUACAUCGGCUGAAUUUAGUACACUUUGUUUGUUUAUAGGCGUUGAAAUUAAAUUAUGGAAUUAUUUUACCCUUUCUCAUAGUAUCUGCUCUGUAAUGGUUUUUGGCUGAGUGGAGAGAAGUUUUGAUGUGCGCAUAUUCUUCUUGUAAAAUUCCUGUCCUGAAAGCUGCGUUUUGUGCCUUUAAAUCAAUUACUGAUUCUGGUUAUUAAUUAAAAUGAUAAAAGUGAGCUGUAGAACAGAAUAAUUAAUGCAGUUGUAAAAGGUUUGCUUUGAUAGAGCUCUGAUAUUUCUGAUAGAGUUGCUCAAAGGUCUUGUGAAACCCUUGGGCUGGUGUAGGGCUGCUGCUGCUAAUCUUGAUUAAAACCGCCUUUUUGGUGUCCUUCGCAGUUUCAUUCAUGUGCUGUUGAGCCAGAGGAAGCUGAAGAUGAAGAGCAGGCUGUCUCUGGCUGCGGCUGCCCUCCUGGCACUGCUACUGUACUCCUCUCAGGCCCAGAGUCAAGGUAAAGCUGCUCCUCCUCCUGCCUGUGAUCCCUCAUAUUUGUCACUUUCUCCUCUUAUCUCUGCAUUCUCUCUGCCUCUAAUAUUAAGCUUUAAAUAUUUAGCCUCAAUAAAAACAUCUUACAAAGAAAGCCAAUGGGUCUGUGAAUUGUUUUGUUUAAACUGAUUUGCCUUUUCAGCUUCUGUUUGACCUUUUUUUCCAUCCAAAUAAUUCCAGUUUCUUUCAGGAAUUUGCAAGAUGUCCUGUAGAGAAAAAAACAGUCUCGACUUCAAAUAUCUGGUUUUAAUUUGUUGAUAGGAGCUUUUUCUUCCAACCAGAAGCAGUUGUGAAGUGGUGAAAACCGUGGGUGUAACUAGUUAAGAGACAAAAUAGCUUAGACUUGUCUAGAACCGAAAAAUCUGGCCUCAAAUUGAUGAAAACACAACAAGUAUAGAGAAAAUCAAGUUUUUUAUACAAAAAAUUGACUAAUUUUGGCCCUUUGCCAAAAAUACAUGAAAACAAUCCAACAAUUUGGGGCCUUAAAUGAGCCAUACAUUCAUGUCUAACUUUAAAGACAAAAAACUGCACAAAAAAUUCUGUCUUGUGAAAAAGAAGAAAAGAAAAUGAUGCACUUACAUCAAUCAUUAGCUGCUUUCCAUGUGAGGCUGUAAAGCUUAAAUAACCUGGAAUCCCUCCAUCCUCACACAGAUGUAGUCGUCUUUUAUUCCACAAGCAAGAGUCCUUACCUAAAACCAUCCAGUUUUACCGCAGACUCCAUUUCUCCAGUUUCAAAAAAGAAAAAAAAAUGAAAAAACAGGCAGCACCUGGCAAAGUUUCCUCCCUACGUCCUUUCUCCUGGUGGAACGGAAAGACAAGGACAAGAGACAGUGAUUUCAAAAAAGUUUAAAAAAUUCAUUAGUCAAAAUCAUUAAAAUAAGCAGAAACAACUCAACAGUGGUAUGAGAGCCUGUCAAAGAAAGAAAACAGGACAGGGCUUGGGCUUACCACAACAGCUGUAACAAAAAGGGGAAAGGAUCUAACAACUACACUACACCCGUGAACCAAAUGUGAAAAUAGGAACCACCACCUGGGGACCGCUGCCGCUCAGGGCCGCAGUACCUGUCAAAGGAAAACAAACACACAAUUAAAAUCAGGCCAUAAUGAAAACCCUCACACCACUGUAAAGAAACCGCAGAAGACGUCGGAUAUAGACGAUUUCUGCCGACUUUGCAAAGUCAACUGCAGAAUUAACGGCGUUCUGAAUGAACGGCGCUUUGAAAAGUCCCGCAGCAUGUGUUAGACGUCACCAUCUACACAUGGACCAAUCAGGGGCUGCCUUUCCCUGUUUUCCGGGUAACAGUGGAAGCACGGUCUCUGAUUGGCCCGGUUAUUUUCUGAUCGGGAAUACACGCUCCCAAUGGGCCGAAGUCCAGACUGUUGUGGGAAGGAACGUCAAGUGAUUGACGCAACAGGAUGGCCCAGCCAGGCUAAUGCUGAUGUGCCAAAGGAUGAAGUAUCUCCUUGUUUGUGAAACCUAUACUGAAGCACAGUUCCUUUAAAUGCUUCAUGGCCCUAAUUUUAACAUGUCUCUUUUGAAAUAACAGGUAACUCGUAAAUUCACGACUUUAAUCUCAAAGUCUUUUAAAAGAUUCUCAAUAUGCCCCUCAUACUCCUUGAUACAAAUCAUCCAAUCAUUGGAUGAAUUUUGUGGAAAUGAUCUGUGCUUACAUGUAUCUAUUGUUUUGUGUCUUUUGGACUCAACCAGGAAGUCCUCCGAAGGGUAGACCGUCCCAAUUCACAAAAGCCGAACCAUCUCACCCAGGGUACUCAAGUCCAUGUCAGGGCAGUGCAUGCAGCCUGUGAAUUGAGACAUAACCAAUGUGAUUCUAGAAAAACAAAAAUCAAUCGAAACUGUUGUUGGUUUACGCAGCACACUGGUAAACUCACCCCCACAGUCACAAAGUCAGAGCCAGAUAUUUAUUUGUUGAGACUCGUACUCAGAGACAUCGCUCCAGCAGUGGUCGGCAGAGUAUUAGAUGCCUUUUAAAGCUGCCUGAGUUUAUAACAUCUGUUUUUAUUAAUGAAUGUUGGAGGGACAUGAGCAUGCUGUUUACCAACGGGUAAACACUCAGCACUGGCCCGUUUGUGUUGUCCUAGAAAAGAGGAAGAGUAGAUUUUCAUCCCUACAGGUACCCAGGAAUGUGCAGUAACUUUGUGGGAUAGCGGGCCUUGUAUAUCACAGAGGCAGACCUGCUGCCUUGAAGAAGACCACAGGGCUGACUCUCUGCUGGACAUUAAAACCAAUCCAGAAAUGACAGCUGUUACACAAUGUGUUAGGAGUGGGAAUUAUUUGUGUUACCUAAUACUCUGUAAAACAUUCUGCUGUAUAAACAGAAUAAAUCAGUUGUGAUUGUGACAUUUUUUUGAUGUAAUCUUCUUCUCCUUUCUCCUCUGAUGUAUCCACUACAUUUCUUCUUACUUUUUUCACCCUUCUCCACAAACAUUUGUCUCAUAUUUCUCAUAUAAAACUUCACAGAUACUCAGAAUGGCGUUCAGUGGUGUGUCUCUCUUCUUACCUCCUUGUUGUCUCCCUGCAGACACUCAGUGUUGGACUCCAGCUAAGGCCGACAUCGUGCUGCUGGUCGAUGGCUCCUGGAGUAUCGGCCGCCUCAACUUCAAGACCAUCCGCAACUUCAUCUUUCGCAUAGUCAGCGCGUUUAUCAUCGGCCCUGACAGAGUCCAGAUAGGUAUUUUACUGCUCAAACUACACAGUUGGAAAUGAGAAAAACCUAUGCAGUCUUUGUGCUGUUGUGUGAUCAUAAUUCAAUACAAUAAAAUGAUUAAAUAUUUGACUACAUUUAUACAUAACUUUGUCUGAAAAUAGCUGAUGAGAAAGUCAACUAUUGUUUCACGUUUUAUAAAACAUAAGGGCGCAAAUGUAGAAAAAAAGUAGCUUAAUUCACUGAAGUUUUUUCUUUUUUUUUUCUUUUUUUUACAUUUCAUCCAAUUGUGACACACGAGAGACUCAUACUCGAACUCUGUGCUUGAAGUGCAGUAGAUGAAGGCUAAGACAACUUUUUUCACACAUACACCCAUGAAACACAGUAAAUACAGGAUUACUAUUGUUUUUUUUUUACCUUUAUUUUGUGCUUUCCUCAGGUCUGGCUCAGUACAGUGGCGACCCCAAGACUGAGUGGCACCUGAAUGCCCACCCGACCAUGGAGUCCCUGCUGGACUCUAUCGCUAGUCUGCCAUACAAAGGAGGCAACACCAUGACAGGUGAUUGUAGAGCACUUUGUUUGAUGCACAUGGAGUUGAAAUGAUAUGUUAUGUGUACCAUUUUAGCUCAUUGGCCAAAGUGGCUAUUUCUCAAAAAGUAACAACAAAAAGUAAUAUCGUAAGUUAUCACAUACAGAAACUCUCAGAGCAUUAGCAGAAAAGACUUAUUAAUUGCACAUAUAUACGCUGUCCUGGGAUGUUUUUAAAUUAAACGCAAUAGUGCAAUAAAUGUGAGUCAUGUUUGGUGUUUGUUUGUAGCCUCAGAUUAGUCAGGUUUAAGUUAGAAUUACACAAAAAAAAGAAUAAAUAAAUAAACUGGAAGGAUUUGCAGUCUGAAUACUGUUAUAAACUGACCUCCUGUCAUACAGGUUUGGCCCUGAGUUACAUCCUGCAGAACAACUUCAAACCAGAAGUAGGACUGAGAGAAAACGCCCGCAAAAUUGGUGUCCUGAUCACUGAUGGAAAGUCCCAGGAUGAAAUCAUCUUGAAGUCUAAGAGCCUGAGGGACGCUGGCAUUGAGCUGUACGCCAUUGGUGAGCAAAUUUGAUGUAUUAUCGUCAAACCAGCAGUCCAGGUCUUUUUUGUUAAAGCCCAAUGACAUGAAAACUCUCACAUUACUCUAAUAAUGAAGGAACAUGAUACUGAAUUUCAAAAGUGUAAAAUUUUUCCUCUCUUUUGGGCAGUUAUAAAUGUUGAUUAAUUAGUAUAAUCUCAUCAGGCACAUUUUGCACAGAAAAUGACACAGAAAGGCUUGAAAAUAAGUUAAUCCAUCCAUAAUUGUUGUUGGGCUUUUGGAAAGGGUAAACAAUGUACUCAAUUUACUUUUGUCCGAAAUAUACAUGAUUUGAUAAAUGCAUGUUUAUUGUAAAUCAUUCGAGCCUUGAAAAGUGUGAUUUGGAAGGUAGAACCUUUCUAACUAGAUAUCAACGGUAUAGACUUCUUUACUGAUGGUAUUUUUUGCUCCCAGGUGUGAAGGAUGCUGAUGAGAAUGAGUUGAGGGCUAUCGCCACAGACCCCGAUGAAAUUCACAUGUACAACAUCAAGGACUUCCAGUUCCUGGUGGACAUUGUUGAAGACCUCACUGUCAACCUGUGUAACAGCAUCAAAGGUCCAGGUAAGAGGGGAAGCUCAUGUCCAAUCAUCACACCUUUACCUCUGAUAUCAGACUGAGAAGAGCAGAAAUUAUAACUUAUUGUAUAAAAAUGAUUAAUCUCUCUGAUAAAAAUGAUCCUGGUUGAAUGAAAAUGUUGCAGAUUUAAUAUUAUUUCAUAAAUCUUUUCCUGGAAUAUUAAACUUUUAUUGUUUGGAUAAAUUGUUUCAUAUUUGCUUCCCAAAUUUAGCUCUGUUGCUGCUUCUUUCAGAUGUAAUUCCAUAUUUUUCUUUGAAUACAGCUGAGUCAUAUUGACAUCUUUCCUGUAGUCAACAUGAUGGAGGUCAGAUUACAACUGAAGUCUAACUGUCCUGGAAUUCCUUAAAACCUUUCCAAGAAUUUGAGAUUGACAAGCAUAAAUUUAAAAACAAUACUGCAGCCUCUCAGUUGGUUUUUGAAAGAUAAAGCUUAAAAUGAUUUACAAGGAGAAAGUACAAGUUAUGCCUUUGAAAUCCUUUCCUAAAAGCGAAGAGGUCAAAUUUUAACAAUCAAUUCUGCUCUUGCAAACAAAAUGUAACCCAAUAAAUUUGACUUGCUCCUGCCUGAAAAUCUGUAUAAUUUCUGACCAUCAGGGAGGUUUGAGCACAGAUCGGAGCAUCUGAUGGAAACGUUGACUUUGAAAUUGUUUUGCCUGUAAAUCAUCUUUAAGAGGAAAUACAAAUAUGAUUAACAGCACACAGGAGAAAAACAUGACGAGGGCAGAUUUGUGGCGGCAGGGUUCAGGGUAUGAAAUACUCAACAUGUCAGAUCUCAUUCUAGCUCGUGUUUUUUUCUUUCAAGUAGGAGAAGAAGUGAAGGCACCAACCAACCUGGUGACCUCAGAGGUGACCCAUCACUCCUUCCGCGCCACCUGGACAGCACCCAGCGGCCAUGUCGAUGAGUAUCGAGUCACCUAUGUGGCUGUGACCGGAGGACCCGUUCAGGAGGUGAGCUCCAGCUUCUGUUAAUCCAACUCAUCCUCUGUUUGAGCCAUCAGUAGCAGAACUCACAACCUGAACCACUGACUUUUUUAUUUAAAAAAUGGAUGACAUGUCUCUGCCUUGUCAACUGGCUCUUACAUCUUAUACUGGCAGUAAUGUGGCGGCAGUGUCUGCCCAAAAGCACUUUGGUUGGUAGUGUUGAUGUCCCACGUUUUCUCCCUGGAGCGGCUGAUUCUACGCCUUCUGAGGUCUGAGGUCAAAAACAAACUGGAUUUUCUGCAGUUUGCAUACAAAGAACACAGUGGAGUGGAGGCUUAGGCUUUAGAAUAAGGCUUUAAAUCUAUAAAAGUGUUAGUAUUGUCCCCUGUUGUUAAAUAAUAAUCUGUCAUUACUCUUUCCAGUUGCUGGUUGGUGGCUUUGAGACUACAACAGGUCUGGAGGGCCUGACUCCUCUGACCGAGUAUGUGGUCAGUGUUUACUCAGUGGUUGGUGAGAUGAGCAGCGAGCCUUUGAAUGGCACAGAGACCACCUGUAAGUCUGUUUUCUUUGCACUUCUUCAUUUUUCUCCUUUUUUUUCUGUAGAAAUCCAUGUUUUACUCUGCUCACUUUCCUGUUACAUACACAGUGAUGUAACAUUCACUUAUUGUUUAUUCAUAGUGCAAAUCUGAUGCAUUGUCCUUUAGAAUAAAGUAUAUUCAACAUCGAGUCUUAGCCGAAAAACUGCUUCAUUCAAACUAUGACCCAUGAUGCAGUGCUGUGAGCUAAUACAAGUGUGUGCAAUGGGUGAAACUGAAACUGAGUCUUUUGUUGUCGUAUACUUAGAUGACAUCAGCAACCACUAGAUGACUGUGGCUUUUUCUAAACUAACACUGAGUUAGAUCAUGGUUCCUCUUGAAGCACACUGCAGUCUGAUACACAUGCUCAGACUCAAAUGGUCCAACACACACAGUAUAAAGUCAGUUUGGGCAUCAAACCAUGUUUUGCAAAGUGACUUGGCGCUUGAUCCAUACACAGAGGUUUGAUGAAGCUCGUCGUUGUUCAUAGUACUACUGAUUCUUGCAGCUGGAUUACAUGGCUGUAUUUUGCGUCACUGCUUAAUGAAGGUGACAUGGUCAGUGGCACUAAAUGUAAUGUUGGGGAUUGUGAAAAAAAUUACAAAAACAAGCUUAGUUGUGUUUGAGAGAGUGUGUUAUUUCUACACGUAUUCAAGGGCAUGCAUGAGGUGAUAGAGAGCUGGAGUGGCCACUCAGGUUGUAGUUUUCAUCUGUCUGGGGUUGAGUUGAAGUAGGUGUGUCAGGAAAUUGUAAUAAUGGUGUCCUUGUCAUCUGGCAUCCCGAGAUGUGCCCCAUAUGGAAAGCAGCAGACAAAAAUAUCUCUAAAAAUCGCCAUAUUUUAUCAUAAGUGAGAGUAUUACUUCCCAUCUUACGGUCUUAGUGCACCCGUAAGUAUCAGGUAAGCACUGAGCCACUGACUUUAGACGUAAGUCCAGGUUUUAAGGUGCAGACAUUUCCUGCAUCCCCACAAUAGCGGUGUGCCCUCCUUACUCCAGACCACACCUAUUGGUGUUAACGUGGAUGCAAGAUUCCUGGAAAUUCAGUAGGACUGCUCAAUUAUGGCAAAAACCACAAUCACAAAAAAAAAGAAAAAAGAAAAAUAGGCCUCUUUUUGUGUCACCACAUUUAUAUGCAGAUACAUAACUAGACUUUUUGGAGGUACAGUUUUCUGCUCUUGCUUAUUUGAUCACUUCCCUACAUGUAAAUGUAUAACUAGUCCAAAGAGAUUCUUUGGUCGUACUUUGAUCAGAAACAGUCUGCAUUCUUCCUCAGAAGCUUCAGAGCAGGAAGAGCAAACCACUAUGAAUCAGCUGACAGAUGUCACAAUAACAUCAGGUUGGGGUUAAAACAUGUUAAAAUUCAAAAAAGAAAAAAAAACACCGGUCUAGUUCUAAGAAAUAUUUAAGAUAAAUUUGUCUCUAAUUUAGACUUUAUACAGCCCUUACUGUUUGCGUCUCUGAGUUUGGGUUUUGAAAAUAUCUAAAUUUUAAGUUUGAGCCUGACAAAUUAGGUUGAUUUGUUUAGCAGUUUAAGCCAGCUGUUUGAAAGGAAUUAUUUAUGAUACAAGAAUGCAGAGCUGUCAAAGAAAUGAUGUUAAAACCAUCAAAGGGGUAAAAAAAAAAGACCAAAACUACUUGGAUAACACUAUUUUUUACUUUCAGUUUGUUGCUGAAAACAAACUAUAAAUUGGUGUAUGAGCCCAUACAAAUCCUCAGUGUUCUCUAUUCAAUCAAACCCACAUGUAUAAAAACCCUAAGAAAAUAUUUAAAAACCAGAAGCCUUCAUGAGACAUGUGAUACCAAAAACUCUGCACGUCAAAAGCCAAAACUUUACGACAUUUUUGAGAAAUCCAGAUUUUUGAAAUAUGACUUUAACACCACACACCUGUUUGUAUCAUUAUCCCAUUUUCUUUUGCCAAAGCCUCCUCCAAAAAAUAAGAAAACAUCCUUCAUGACUCACACAUUCAGACAUUUGUUCUAAAUAAUCUGCUUUUGUUCAUCCUUCAAAUCUUUCAGGUACUAUCAGGAUUUCCAUUUUUAAAAUCCAAACAGCUGAUUUGGUGUAAAUACACUCUUAAAUCAGAAAAAGAUUUUGAUUUAGCCGCUCCCUGACCUUGCAGUGUGUUUUGUCCCCUCAAUGCUGCUGUCAGCUGCGACAAACAUGGUUGUUUACGAUGAGACUUCAACCACCAUGAGGGUAAGAUGGGAGAAGGCUGACGAUGCCACAGGCUACAUGCUGCUGUACAAAUCCAUCAACGCUACAGAGCCCCAGCUGGAGAGGGAGGUAAGUAACUGCAUCUUUAAAUAUGACCUGUGUGAAUGUGUUUUCGAUCAGUAUAGCAUUUUAAGAAUCCUGCACACAUCUACCUGCACACAUCUACCUAUUUAUUUAUCAAUAAUUCAGAAAUCCUGCUAUGUCUCCUCCAGUAAAUGACAAACAAACCAAGAAGAAGCUGUUUUGACCCGUUGAUUAAGCUGAUGAUAGUUUUUUGGAGACAAAGCUGAGAAAGUUUGCCUUGUAAGAAGUAAUCUGGUGUUGAUUGCUUAUUUCUUUCAAAUUUAAGCACAUACUUAAAAUAAUGAAUUUAUUUCAUGUUCAUUCAUACCUAUAAAGCAAGCCUUGUGUUUACAGUUAUACAACUAAAUAAGUGAAUCACUAACUCACUAACUAAUUAACUCUUUACCUCUUUUUAUAAACCAAUGAACUUACAAUUUGACCAACUCACUUACAAACAAGGAAGGUGACAGAAGUGACCAACACUCUAAGUGUAUGCAAGUCAAACUCACCAACAAACAAAUUAACUAACUAACUGUCUUGAUAAACCUUUUUUACUUCCGGUAUGAUACCGAUAUUUGAGCUUUCAAAAUUGAUCCCAUAUUGGCACUAACUUGUGCAUGAGAAGUUUUGCACUCUUCUGCAACAUCUUUUUUUGGACUUUGACGGAAAAUACUGUCAAACAGCUGACAUCACUUCUACUCCUCGGAUUGAUAUCCGAUAUCAAUAUCCUAUAACAAUCCUAAAGUGAACUAACUUACAGGCUGACCGACUAAAAUUUAUGCAGGACUGCAAGAAAAGAUUAGCUUAUGGUGUUAAGUCAUCAGAACGAUAUAAACUGAGCAGAUGCUAUUCUGCUCUGUGGUGUGAAUCUACACGUGCAAUUACACAGCAAAGGUAAAUGUCUAAUUGUAUAUGAGGUGGUUUUUCCUGGAAACAUUUACAAGUGGGAAUGAGGACCUCUGAUUGAAGCAGUGAUUAUUUGAUUGAAGUGUGCCAUGAACACCACAUGGCCAUAAGUAUUUGGACACCCAACAACAAAACCAAAGGCUUUAAUGUGCAGCUUUAACGGUCCCCAUUCCUCAGGCUUUCCAUCAGAUUUUAAGACAUGGCCUCAAGGAAUGUUGUCCAUUUGGUCACGAGAGCGUUAUUGUUGUUGGGUGAACAGAUUCUUAGUUCUAAUGUUUGGAUCAGUUACAGCUUAAAUCUUAACCUGAGCUCUAAGUAGCACUUACAAUGUGACACAAACUUUAGUUCAAUCCAAUCAGAGAAACAUCAAUCUCUUUAAAAUGAACUGAGUAACCCUGGACCACCUCACCUGCUUUUCCCUCUCUCUCUGUCUCUCUCCAUCUAUUCCUCUUCUUUCUCUCUUUCUCUCUCUGCAGGUAAGCGUUGGGGGUGACGUUACAAACGUCCUGCUGGAGAACCUGAUACCAAACACGGCCUACACCAUCAGACAGUACGCGCUGCACGGAGAGGCUGCCAGCCAACCUCUGGAGGAGAUAGGAGUCACAUGUGCUUCAUAUUCAUUUUCUUCUGUAACCCACAUUUCACACAUUUUGAAAUACGUUCAGAGGCAUGGUUUGCUUUGAAGCAGAAACAAAACUUUUUGGCUCUUUUUGCUGUUUGCUGUCUUUUGAAACCUUUUCUGAGAAAUAGAUCAACAGAAUGAAAAAGAAACAAACAAAUGAAUAAACAUUGCACAAUGGUCACAUCAUUGCAAGGUCAUCCUACUACACUGUAAACCUGGAUUAGUUAAUUCUACUGAAAAAUUUUGAGGCAAGUGAUUGCACUUAAAUGAUUUAAGUAAUGAGUGCGUCAAUUAAGUAAUUAAGUGAAAUCAACACAAAUACCAAAGGGAAUACAAUAGAUUAUUUGAGUUGAAUACACUGAAAGAAAAGUUAUUUGUAAUCAUAAUCUGUAUUAAAAUUCAUACCAAUUCAACUCACUAUUUUAAGUGACAAUAACUAGUUUUCUCACGUGCGUUUAGCUGUAUUUGGCUUUCAUUAAACUUAAAAUUUUAAGUUAUGCCAACUCAAAAAUGUAUUACACCAAAAGUUGUCAUUAAAUUUUAUUGACAUUAGCGAAAAACAUGAUGUAACAACAGCCACAAUAAACAUAAAAUAGAAAUUACGUAACAUUAAACGAUUAUAUCAUUUGAUGAUUUUGGGUCCCACUUUCUUCAAAGCAGAGGAUGCCUACUGGAAUGUCCAAGGAGUCUGCAUCAUGAAGAUCCUAUGAGUAACAAGAAAAUAAAAUGAGAUUUUCAUAACAAUUA